Molecule: messenger RNA, 1451 nt
Organism: Rubroshorea leprosula
Lineage: Eukaryota; Viridiplantae; Streptophyta; Magnoliopsida; Malvales; Dipterocarpaceae
Source: the annotation of a GenBank genome assembly
GCUCAAGUUCCUAAGGUACAUAGAAAUUCCUGUUGCUGUGUGGAUUCUCCCUUUCUACGCUUAAUUCUGCAAUAACAACAAGAAACGUAGUUUGAUCCCUGUUCCGGUACCCAUCUCCCAUAGAAGCAACUCUUUUCAUUCUCAUUCUCUCAAAUAUAUGUAUAAACAAUUUCCAAGAUCGGAACUUUGGUGAAAAGAGAAGAGCUUUGAAGAGGAAGAAUGGCGAGUAGAGAUCUGGAGAGAGGGGGUGGUGCAAAGAACAGCGGAAACGGUUACUGCCCAUCUUCGAGUUCAUACCAUGUGGAUACUACCAGUGAAAAGCAAUGGACUUCAUGGCUUGUGCCCGUGUUUGUUGUGGCGAAUGUUGCAAUGUUUGUUUUGGUGAUGUAUGUCAACGAUUGUCCCAAGAACAAUCUGGGUUUUGGAGGAGACUGCGUUGCUAGGUUCCUUGGAAGGUUGUCCUUUCAGCCUUUAAAGGAGAAUCCUCUCUUUGGUCCCUCGUCUUCUACAUUGGAGAAAUUGGGAGCACUAGAGUGGACCAAGGUAGUGCAUGGGCACCAAGGAUGGAGGCUCAUCACUUGCAUCUGGUUGCACGCAGGUGUUAUUCAUUUGCUUGCUAAUAUGUUGAGCUUGGUUUUGAUUGGGAUUCGUCUUGAGCAGCAAUUUGGGUUUGUGCGAGUUGGGAUGAUAUACCUGUUAUCAGGACUUGGCGGAAGCAUACUAUCUUCUCUUUUCAUUCAGCAAAAUAUAUCAGUUGGUGCUUCUGGUGCUUUGUUUGGACUUCUUGGAGCAAUGUUGUCAGAGCUUCUUACCAACUGGACUAUAUAUGCGAAUAAGGCUGCAGCUCUUAUCACACUUGUGCUCAUUAUUGCCAUCAACUUGGCAUUAGGGAUCCUUCCCCACGUUGACAACUUUGCACAUAUUGGAGGUUUCUUGGUCGGCUUUCUCCUUGGAUUUGUUUUGCUACUCCGUCCCCAAUUUGGGUGGAUGGAACGCCAUCAACUCCCUCCCGAUGCCCGUGCAAACUCUAAGUACAAGGCUUACCAAUAUGUUUUCUGGGUGGUUGCUGUGGUUUUACUAAUUGCUGGUUUCACACUGGGACUGGUAAUGCUGUUUAAAGGGGAGAAUGGAAACGACCACUGCAGCUGGUGCCAGUACCUAAGCUGCGUGCCUACCAGCAACUGGAAAUGUGGGAACUGAUGGGAACACUAUUUUUAGCACAAGGCCUUACUUCUAUCUCCCUGGUUCCACAAUGAUUCUUUGAACCUUUUUCCCCUUAUAUCUUGUUAAUUGGUUUUUUUUCUUUCCCUUUCCUAUGUAUAGCAUAAUUUCUGACCUUGAGAUUCACUUUGGACAUCAAGAAUUCAAUGUUGUAUAUGGUUCAUUUGGAGUUUCAGACACUCUUCUUUUCUUUAUUAAGAUGAUCAAGUGACUAAACCUUGGUAUGAUUU